Molecule: messenger RNA, 1353 nt
Organism: Penicillium argentinense
Lineage: Eukaryota; Fungi; Ascomycota; Eurotiomycetes; Eurotiales; Aspergillaceae
Product: N(6)-L-threonylcarbamoyladenine synthase family protein
Exons: 2
Coding region: 1-1353 (450 amino acids)
Biological process (GO): mitochondrial tRNA threonylcarbamoyladenosine modification
Cellular component (GO): mitochondrion
Source: RefSeq, a predicted model, not a curated record
AUGUUCUCCUCAAUAGCCCCAGGUAUCGCCUUGCGCAGGUCUGCAGGCGCGGCGCGCAGCUUCCUGCGAUGUCGACGAGGACUUCUUACCCUCGCGAUCGAGACGUCAUGCGACGAUACGUCCGUCGCGAUCGUCGAAAAGCACAAAGAUAACCAAUCCACCCAAAAAGCCACCAUCCACUUCCUUGAGAACAUAACUGCCGACUCACGCGCACACCGGGGCAUCCACCCAAUUCUAGCCCUCGAGUCUCACCAAGAAAGCCUCGCCAAACUAGUCAACAAAGCUCUACAGAACCUCCCAGUCACGAAAGAAGGACAAGCCGCCAUAAAUCUGGCUGAUAGAUCAACGCGCCGUCGACCGGAUUUCAUCUCGGCGACCAGGGGACCUGGUAUGCGGUCGAAUCUGUCUGUCGGACUCGAUACAGGAAAGGCACUUUCGGUCGCGUGGCAGAUUCCCAUGGUGGGUGUUCACCAUAUGCAAGCACAUCUCUUGACGCCGCGUCUUGUAUCGUGUCUAGAAGAGAAAGCCGACUCGAGGACGUCUCCCGAAUUUCCAUUCCUCUCCAUCCUUGUUUCUGGAGGUCAUUCGAUUCUGGUUCAUUCCAAGUCUCUGGUCGAUCAUAAAAUCAUGGCGUCCAGCGAGGACAUUGCGAUCGGAGAAGCAUUGGACAAGGGAGCGAGAGAGAUCCUACCUGCCGAUUUGCUGCAGGGCGCAAAGAAUACGAUGUACGGGAAGACGUUGGAGCGAUUCGUCUUUCCGAAUGGUAUGGCUGAUUUCGCGGAGUAUCGGCCGCCUGUAAAUCGCGGUGAGGAGGUGAUUAAGCGACAGAGUCCCUGGGGUUGGAGUUUGACGACGCCGUUCGCGAAUACCCGGCAGUUGCAGCUGAGCUUUUCUUCCAUUGCGAGUAUGGUGAACAAAAUUGUUCAGAGCAAGGGUGGUGAUAUGUCUCAGGAUGAACGGGUUGAGUUGGGUCGGGAGACUAUGCGGGUGAGCUUUGAACAUCUUGCCUCGCGGACCGUCAUUGCGCUUGAGGCGCUGAGGUUGAGACAUACUGGUGAUGAGGAGAUUAAGACUCUGGUUGUUAGUGGUGGUGUUGCGGCUAAUAAGUUCUUGGUGACUGUUCUCCGGUCCUUUUUGGAUAUCCGUGGAUUUGGGCAUAUCGAGAUUGUUGCGCCGCCUCCUUACCUCUGUACGGACAAUGCUGCUAUGAUUGGAUGGGCUGGCAUUGAGAUGUUCCAGGCUGGAUGGCAGACCGAUCUGAGCUGUCGUGCUCUCCGCAAGUGGACUCUUGAUCCCAAUGCCGAGGAUGGCGGAGUCCUUGGGCCAAAUGGAUGGGUCCAGACGAACGCUUAG